Messenger RNA from Cavenderia fasciculata, 597 nucleotides. RefSeq names its product COP9 signalosome complex subunit 8 (gene CSN8). Gene Ontology annotation, biological process: COP9 signalosome assembly; protein deneddylation. Gene Ontology annotation, cellular component: COP9 signalosome. Bases 1 to 597 code for a protein of 198 amino acids. NCBI's taxonomy places the organism in Eukaryota, Evosea, Eumycetozoa, Acytosteliales, Cavenderiaceae. The transcript is spliced from 5 exons. The record is from RefSeq and is a predicted model, not a curated record.
AUGGUUACAGCAGCAUACCCAGAAAUUCAAAAGUAUCUUGAAGCUAACGAUUUUAAGAAUAUCCUCAGUUGGUGUACAGAGAAUGAAUUGAGAUUACAACAAGACAAGUUUGUCAAAUAUUACAAUGUAUUUUUAAUCAAUUAUCUCAUUGCCAAUGAUAUUACAAAUGCUAGAUUCUUAUGGAAUAGAAUCCCAUCAGAAAUCAAAGGUGCCGAUCCACAUUUAAAGACCAUUUGGGCACUCGCUAAAUACAUUUCACAACUCAAUUAUGCUCAUAUCUAUAAACAUCUUGCUAUCAACUUUGGUCCAGAAUUGGCUCCAUUUAUUAAUGAAUUGAAAGUAUCAUUCCAAAGACGUGUAUUUGAUUUAAUUUCAAACUCUUAUUCAAACAUUUCAAUUAAAGAUGCCAGUUUAUAUUUGGGAAUUUCACCAGAGGAAGUCGUUAGAUUCACCCAAACCAAUGGUUGGGAAAAGGAUCCAUCAUCGGAUUCCGUCAAACCAGUUCCAGUCAAACCAGUCGAACAAGUUGGAAAUGGAACAAAGAAGAUUCACUCUCUUACCGACUAUAUUAAACAUGUUAGAAUUGAAGAGUUUUAA